Messenger RNA from Striga hermonthica, 711 nucleotides. The record is from the annotation of a GenBank genome assembly. NCBI's taxonomy places the organism in Eukaryota, Viridiplantae, Streptophyta, Magnoliopsida, Lamiales, Orobanchaceae.
AUGCUCCGAGUCAUGAGGGUCGACUUUGUCGACCCGCCUCGCCAUAGUCGCUCGUAUCGGCCAUUGGGUCGACGGGUAGAUGCCUCGUCCCGGUCGAGCCCCCUCUGCUGGCCAUGUGUAUCGACCGUUAGUGACCGACCAAAAACACCAUUCCCCCUCAACUUAUCUGCAUCACCCAAAUACGCUUCUUCUUCUUCUUCUUCUUCUCAUUUCAACCUCAACCUCAACCUCAACUACAGGGUUUCAAGAGUUUCAUCCAAAGAUAUUCCGACUGAACUGACCGAGGAUUCAAAGUUUGUUCCCUUGAAUUCCGAAGAUCAAAGUUACGGUCCGCCUGCUCUAUUGUUGCUGGGUUUUCAACUCGAAGAGGCAGCAAAGAUACAACAGUUUCUGAAGGAGUUGGAUGGAGAAUUUCUUGAGUUGAUUUUUUGUACUGAGGACAUGAUUAACAGUUCACUGUGGGAAGCGGUGAAUACCAAGCAAUCGAAUGUGGAUGCAUCAAAAGUUGCAAAAUCACUACCAAGAAUUUGCUUCCUUUCAGGUCUUACUGGUGAGGAGAUGAUGAUGUUGAUCGAUGCGUUCCCGGAAAGUGGUCUGGAACCUGCUGUGUUUGCAGCCCUUGUACCAAAUAGUGCUGAUAAGCCUUUAGCAGAGCUAAUAGAGGAGAUUAUGGGGGACCAUGAGAUGCUAUCUGCAAAGCAAACAAGCUAG